Dentiscutata erythropus is the source of this 174-nucleotide messenger RNA. The record is from the annotation of a GenBank genome assembly. NCBI's taxonomy places the organism in Eukaryota, Fungi, Glomeromycota, Glomeromycetes, Diversisporales, Gigasporaceae.
GAAGUCGUUAUCCUUUUUGUACAGAAAAUUUACCAAGUUCGUUACCUGAAAAGAUUCGAAGUUUACUACACAAAAUUUCAAAUCAAAAUGGUAAACCUACAAGUGAAGAUCGUGAAACAUUUUGUGAAAUUCAUUAUAUGGAAACUACCAUUGUUCCUGAUGAAAUUCGCAAGG